UACUACUAACUUGCUUUUUGGGUGCAACAAAACAAAAAAAAAAAACAAAAAAAGAGAGUUAGAGAUAGAGAGAGAGAAAAAGAGCUCACAACAAGAACACAACACCACCCACAAAGCCUUCUCCUUUAUUUUUUCCCAAGUCCGUGUAACCAAAAACAAAAAAAAAAGAUUACUCUCUUAAUAUCUGGGUUUAUACUACAGUCCUUCUUUGGUGCAAAGAUCCCAAAAAACAAAAUCGAAAGAUUUGAAGAGAGAAAGAGCAGAAAAGAAAAGAAGGAAGAAUCUUUUUGCUAUAUCUCCCGAUGAGGAUCCGGAAACGACAAGUGCCUCUUCCUCUUGCGUCUCUAUUACCAGUUCCUCUAUCAGAUCUCUACUUUAACCGCUCACCGACGGCCACCGCGAGAUACUUUCGCGGUGGUUAUAGAGACGGAGGUGAAGGUUUUGGUUCUCUUCACCUUUCGCUUCCGCCGCCGUCUCCGAUUUCUGAUCGGCUGAUUCAAAGAGAUUUGAUGAAGAAGAAGGAGGUCGAGGCUUUGGAUGAUAAUGGUCGUGAUGGUGAUGUAGAGGUGAUGAGUCGUACUGAUGCAUCGGGCAGCAAGAAUGCUAAUCUCCGAGGAGAGUCCGACUCUUCAACACAAGUUGUCGAGAAGAACGAAAAGGUUGCGUCUUUGAGGAAGAGAAGAGGCUUUAUAAACUUUGAGGAUUACGAAGAUGAGGAAGAUGAAGAAGCUAGUGGCGGUGGAGGCGGUAAUAAAGGGAAAAAGAAAGGGAAAAAGAAUGGUGGUGCGUUAGAGGAAGGAUCACGGUGCAGCCGCGUUAACGGUAGAGGAUGGAGAUGUUGUCAGCAAACGCUUGUUGGUUAUUCUCUUUGUGAGCAUCAUCUCGGUAAAGGAAGAGUAAGAAGCAUGAACAAGAGUGGUGGUGGUCGUGGCGGCGAGAAAAAAGCAGUGGUGGUGGAAGUGAAGAAGAAGAGAGUGAAGCUUGGGAUGGUAAAGGCACGUUCAAUAAGUAGUUUGCUUGGACAAACCAGCUCUAGUGGUGGUAGUGGUGAUGUUGAGGGUGAGAUAAGUGCACCUGCUGAUCAGUUUGCUGCAUGUGAUAAGUAAGUCUGUUGAUCAGCAUUUGCAUGUAUAUGUUUAUGUACAUUGUACAUGAUGAUAAUGAACAUAGCUCUAUGUAUUGGGUGUGUGAACAUGUGUGUGUAGAUGGAUUGAAGACUUAAUUGGCGUUUGCUGCUCUUGCAUCUUAUAUAUUGGUGGAUGUUUUCUAGUUU
This is a messenger RNA of Arabidopsis lyrata subsp. lyrata, 1273 nucleotides long. RefSeq lists its product as uncharacterized. The transcript is spliced from 4 exons. The record is from RefSeq and is a predicted model, not a curated record. Bases 303 to 1106 code for a protein of 267 amino acids. NCBI's taxonomy places the organism in Eukaryota, Viridiplantae, Streptophyta, Magnoliopsida, Brassicales, Brassicaceae.